Hemibagrus wyckioides is the source of this 7054-nucleotide messenger RNA. RefSeq names its product arylsulfatase I. The transcript is spliced from 3 exons. The record is from RefSeq and is a predicted model, not a curated record. NCBI's taxonomy places the organism in Eukaryota, Metazoa, Chordata, Actinopteri, Siluriformes, Bagridae. The coding region runs from base 258 to 1997 and encodes 579 amino acids.
AAGCUGUUAGUUUUUGCUUGGUUGUCUGUAAGCAUUGAUUCAGUCAGAGUCAGCGUCGAUUUCGCUUCAUUCAGAUAGCGUUAGUGAGACAAAUCUGCUUUGGGGAAUUAUGGCCUUUAAUUUGCUCACUUGGGACAUUUGUUUGGACAUCCUCAGAUGAUGUGACCAGAUAGAAUCUGAUUUCAUUGUGUUUUUUUUUUCUGUCAGGUGGAAGGACUUUCUAACCACAGUGGCACAGAGGUAGACGGGAUCGUCUGAUGGAUAUGACCGUGGUCUGGAACUCGGGUUUGCCCGCUUUCUGGGUAGCACUCAGCUACCUCUCCUGCCUGAGACUGGCACUGCCACUCUAUACAGAGCGCAAGACCUCCCCAAAACCACCUGCCACGGGUAAAGUCCCUCCACAUAUCAUCUUUGUGAUGGUGGACGAUCAAGGCUACAGUGAUGUGGGCUACCAUGGCUCGGAUAUCCACACGCCGGUACUGGACCAGCUGGCUGCUGAAGGGGUGAAGCUGGAGAACUACUAUGUCCAGCCAAUCUGCUCACCCUCUCGUAGCCAGCUCAUGACCGGAAGGUAUCAAAUUCACACAGGCCUUCAGCACUCCAUCAUCCGCUCACGUCAGCCCGUGUGUCUGCCCCUCGACAUGCCCACACUUCCUGAAAGGCUGCGAAAGGCCGGCUACAGCACCCACAUGGUAGGAAAGUGGCACCUGGGCUUCUGCCGGCCUGAAUGUCUGCCCACUAGCCGAGGCUUUCAGAGCUUUCUGGGUUCACUGACUGGCAGUGGAGACCAUUUUAAUUUCCAGAGCUGUGACGGAGCAGAGACCUGUGGCUUUGACCUGCACGAUGGAGAACGACCGGCCUGGGAGUUGAGCGGGAACUACUCCACAUGGCUGUAUGCACAGAGGGUGAAAACAAUCUUGCGGGCUCAUGACAGACGGCAGCCGCUGUUCCUGUACGUGGCACUCCAGGCUGCUCACACUCCUUUACAGGCUCCUGCUCAUCUCCUCCAGCGUUAUGCUUCUCUUGGGAAUCAGCCACGGCGCCAUUACGCCGCCAUGCUGAGUGGUGUGGAUGAGGCUGUGGGCGAGAUUGUGGCAGAGAUGCGUAAUCAAGGCUACUACAACAACUCCGUACUCAUCUACUCUUCAGAUAAUGGAGGCCAGCCUCUGUCAGGCGGCUGCAAUUGGCCCCUGCGUGGAGGAAAAGGCUCGUACUGGGAAGGAGGUGUGCGGGCAGUUGGCUUCGUUCACAGCCCUUUGUUGAAGAUGAAGAGGAAGAUCAGUCGUGCUUUAAUACACGUCUCAGAUUGGUACCCAACCUUGCUGUAUCUGGCAGGAUCUCCUGAGCCAAACCCUCAGCACUUAGAUGGCUGUAAUGUCUGGGGGGCGAUCAGUCAGGGCCUACCUUGCCCUCGUACCGAAAUCCUGUUUAACAUCGACCCUGUUUCGCGGCGGCAUGGAGAGAACGAUAGCAGGCUGUUGAUGGUUAACGGCUUUGGGAUCUGGGACACUGGAGUGCGUGCAGCAAUCCGAGUGGGUGACUGGAAGCUCCUGACAGGCAACGUAGGAGAUGGAGACUGGUUCCCCCCACAGAUCCUGCCUGGAGCUCCACAGCAGUGGCAGGACAUGGAGAAGAGACAAGACCAGCGUGGGAAGUCUGUGUGGCUCUUCAACAUCAGCGCUGACCCUUUUGAGAGACGCGAUCUGACACAAGCUAGGCCUGAGGUGGUAAAGCUUCUGCUCUCGAGGAUUGCUGAGUAUAACCACACUGCUGUGCCUCCAAGAAACCCACCAGAUGAUCCAAUGGCUGACCCCCAGCUCCACGGGGGUGUCUGGAUGCCAUGGCUGGAGAAGAAAGAAGGAGAGGAUGCUGACAGAAGAGGAGUGACAGAUAGACACAACUGGAAGCUUAGAUUCAAAACCUGCAAAGUGUGCAAACUGAGAGCUCUGUUUAGAAAAGUGGGAACACGCCUACAAAGAGCAGCUUUGUACUUUUAGGCAAAAAUGGAUAGAUGAAGAGAAAGGGAGGCAAAAAUCUUCCAAGUUGGCACUCUUGCUUGGCCACUUGUUUUUCCAGUCACUGAUGAAGGGCAGUGUCUGUGUGUGCCUAGCUCACAGGGAUGUGUAAGAGUUUGUUCAGGGCUUGAUGCUUCAUCCUCCUGCUCCUGCCAUAGUCAGAUCUAACAUUAGAAAACCUGAAAGUUGUAUAUUUUUUCAAAGCUAGACAUGACGUGAGCAAGCUAUGAGGAUGUUUAUUUUUCUUUCUUUCUUUUUUUUUUCUUGACGAUGUGGCUGACUUUACCACCUUGGCUUUGGUUCAUUAUGUUAGUGGUUUGCACCGUUGAAGAGGAUGAAGAAGAAAUCCUGCCUUGAGCUAAGAUUUGGGUUGAAGCGCAUAUUAAACCUCAUGGGUCAAACACAAGCCUCUCAUCACACAGCAGAUUACUGGAGGCUCCAUGAUUAUUUUUUAUUUCUGAAAAGGAUUUUUCCAAUUAAAGUCUUGCUUUUUUUAAUUAGAGUAGACUGCUAUUAUGGUAGAAGCAUUUCCUUGGGGGGAAAAAAAAAAAAACAGUUAGUGGAAUGUUUGGAUAGAGAAAGUCCAAAAACAUCAGAAGUCUUUUCCUAAAGUUUUCUCUCCCACACUUUACAUGCCUCGGCACUCAGCACUCCUCCUCACGCCUCUCUAAUUCACCCUCCUUUUCUUUUGCUGUCUCUGACUGUAGGCUGAUAAAGCCUACCUUAGCAGGAAUAAUGCCGAACCUAUUGACUUUUUCUCCACUAUCAUCACCUUUUUCUUCUGGUUAUGUGAGUAGAUCGGGUCAGAGAAUGAGAUAUGAGCUGUGCUCGGUUACGCAACAGUGAAAGAAGAAGAAGAAGAGGAGGAGGAGGAUGGUGAAGAUCUCCCUGGCUGAGAUGCUGUAUGGCUACAUAUGAAACGGUUGUGAAGCUUCUUGUUCUUCUCUCUUAAAUCGAAAUCAUGAACCAUAUUUAUACAGUUUGUCUAUGUCCAUAUCGUUGCAUCUUAUAAAACGAAGUAUUGUAUGCAUCUGGUUCUAGGAAUUCUAUUUUCGUAAAUAUAGUUCAAAUAACGAGGUAAUUGGAAAUCUUCAUCAUUUAAAGCAAGGCUGGUUUUUUUUUCCCCUUUUAUAUUUCGUGACCUUGUGCCUAAAGAUCACACAUCUAUAAGGGAGUGUGAGUGAUGAGAAGCUUCUGACUGCAUCCUGUGUGGAUGUGGUGAUGAAGCAGAGAGAAGACCAGAUCAACUGGUGCAGCUGGCCUGUCUCCAGGCCGUCACCUUCUCCGACCUCAUCAUGAGGCCCUUAUUAAAUCCGAUCAGUCAUGGAGCGAUGAUGUAGAACUUUCCCGUUUUUUCCAUCAGGACUGGGAUUAUGAUCCCUAAAAUAAGGUGAAGAAUAACAAUAUGAUUACUGAAAGUGUUAAAUAAAUGAAUAGAGACAUGUUUUAAAAAAACUAUAUAAUAUUCAGACUGUCAAUAAUCAUCAAUCCAACCAUGCUUUUUUUAAUUUGGCAAAUAAAAUUUUCUUUUCUUUAGUUUCUUUAAGAAUUGUGGUAAAGCUGACCAGGCUAAAAGAUAUUAAUUAACAUUAAAUUAAAAUUAAUUAAUUCAAUAAUAUUAAAUGAUUAAAGAAUCAUAUAUCUUAAAUGUAGACAAUUAUAAUCAUAAAAAUAAAAAAUAAGGAUAUAUGCUCUGUACAUCAUAGCCAUGAUUUACACAUUUUCCUCCUGAGUUACUCCUGAGUUUAAUGCAUACAAAUUGUUUCUUUUUUAAAAAAAAAAAAAAAAAUCAAUUUCUCUUCAGUCCCCAGGACCUCUGUUGUUGUUCUGUAACAUGUCCUGUUUCCUUGGGGAUUUCAUGCAAAAUAUCCUUUUGUCAUCUAUUAUCAUAGAGGGACAAAGACGACAGGCUUGCUGUCCUGUCCAAAUCUGGUAUUGGUUAUAAUUCUCAUCUCCUGUAUUGUUCAUACAAUACAAUUGUUUUAGUAUUAAGUGUAACACCACAAAAUCAGUGAGCAUCUCAGUCUCUGAAUGAAGAUCUGGGGUUGAAGACGAAAGUCUACUUGCACAAACCGAAGAAUGUUGUGAAAUCCUACAUGGAGGAAGCUCUUCGAGUGUGAUUAGUGUCAUUUUUUUUCUUUUUGUAAGUGCCUCAUAAUUGUAUUACUAUACUACUUCCCUGAAAGCCGCUGCUGAUGUUCUGAGCGCAGGAUUUGCUCCACUCUGCAUCGUGAAUGAGUUUCAUCAGUCAAAUAGCAGCUUGAACCUGCUGACGUCAUUCCACUUCUCACUUCCUGUCCUCGCCUUCGUCUCCUUCUCCUCCAUCUCUGCUCCGUUCUCCUUACAGUAUAUCUGCAUCUUCCACAAUCCCAUCCAGACCACUGCACAGUUCAUCUAUCUACAUCAUAUCAAGUGCAUUCUCCAGUCAACUUAUUAAAUAACUCGGACUGAUUGAGCACGGGUCGAAGGCUAGGGCAGGAAAUCAAACCGGGUAAUGAGAUGCCUCAUGUGAAACGUGUUGGAUUGCACUCAUACAGGUCAAUCCACAGAGACAGAGCAUACUGUAUUUCCAACAGCAUGAAUCAUCCUGGAAUGCUUGGAGAAUUUGGCACUUGUUCCGACUAGCCACUCCUAAUGCAUUACUCUAAAAGCAUUAUGUGCACAAUGAGAACUUAAAAAGCAGCUGUUGAGAGCGGUGUUUGCUUUACCAGGAAACAAUACAACACCAACAAUACGAAUACGCUCAAUAGCCCAACAAGUACAACAUGGUUUUAAGCCUCCAUAAAGACCAGCUAAAACAUUUUCAAGUCUACUUUAAAUCUUUGCCCCAGAACAUAACCUGGGUUUUAGUGGAACACAAACAACCAAAUCAAGGCAAGAAAGAUAACCAACAUUUCUAGUCUAGGCAUGUUCAAGGAUGUUGUCUUUGGAGGAAACAGUUCAUGACCCAAGAAAUAGCUUUUAUGCCUCUGUAUGUUGAUUUCCUUUUAAAACAGGAAGGCACGGGAGUGACAGCAGGUUGAAUUGCUUCAUUGUUUUGUGCAAAGAUGCACCAAAAUGAGUGAACUAGAUACAUAUGGAGGUUGUAGCAUACUAGAUAAGUGUUGCAUCGAGGGUUCUCAUGAAUACGAGAGUGUAGCAAGUAAAAAAGAGAAGCUGGAGAGAAUAGUCAGGGUUACGUGAGUUCAGAGAAGUUGUACAAUAAAGGAGAGGUAUGUUCUGCCUGGUCAUUACACCUCAAUCACCAUGAAAACCAUUGAGCUGCAGUUACUUUCUACCAACAUAACCGAAGUUUCAUGAGUCUUCUUCCAGCUAUUGGGAAUGAUUUCAUUCAGGAUGAUCUCAGAUAAUGUGAUAUGUGUUUACAUGUUCCGUCAGAAGCACCAGUGGUGAUGAAGUGCAGCGUGGUCUUCACCAGGAGGUAACUGAAUUCAGGACAAAAUAUUAACUCUUACUAAUGGAGAAUCCAUCAACUAUUUAUAAAGACAGAACCGCCUUCUCAAUCAGUCUGAGGUAGGGACACUUUCCGGCAUUAAGGUGGUAAAAGGUUCCUGUGUGGUGUGCCAGUCUCAUCUGCGUAAAUUCCAGCCACUUUUAAAAUGAAUCAUCUCCAAUGGUCAAGGCACAGAAACACUGAUUAUGUUUGCUGUUAAGUGCAAGAGGGGUGGGGCAUAUACAAUCUCGAGAGCAUUUAAUUGGACAAGUUAUUUUAGUUGAAAUUCUCACAGUGAAAUUCUUUCUUUGCAUAUCCUGUCCUUGGCUUGGAGGGUUGGGGGUCAGAGCACAGGCUCAGCCAUGAUGCAGUGCCCUCUGGAACAGGGGAAGGUUGGGGGCCUUGCUCAGGGGCCCCAAUGUUCGGAUCAACAACCCAGAUCAUUAAGCACUUGAGCUAUGACCGCCCCUUAACGAACAAGACUAGUACAGCAUGAUUCAUCAAAACAUUUAAUCAUUUCCUGAGAAAUGAUAAUUUGUAAUAUUUAAAUGGAAAUGCCUCCAUAUUUUAUUCAGCUGUAUUUUAUCUAGCUCACACAUCCAGUGUUAAGGGUUCGAUUCUUCUGUGUGUGUCUCUGUGGAGUUUGCAUUUUCUCCCUAGGCCUCAGGGUUUCCUCUGGUUUCCUUCCCCAGUCCAAAGACAUGUGUUGUAGGCAUCUUAAGGUUGAGAAUGUGUGUUUGUGUGUGAGAGAGAGGGAGGGAAAGAGGACCAGGUUGUACCUUGCCUUGUGCCCCGAGUCUCCUGGGCAAGGCUUCAAGUUCUCCAUGAGGUUAAGCUGCUUUGAUUCAGGACUGUCCAGUUUUAUCUCUGAAGGGCCUGUGUGGCCCCAAGCUUGCGUUCCAGAUGAACUGCAGCCACACCCCAUAUAUAUCGAGUGAUUUAAAAAUCAGACAGGAGACCCUGUUUUAAUAUAUAGCUGGAUGCUAUGACAUGGUCGACUCCUUUUGCUAGUAAAACUACAUUUACAGUUCAGGAUUAAUUGUGCGUAAAAAAGCAACUUCCUCUAACCAGCCCUUUUAUAGUGUACAAGACAGGGAGCUUUAAGCCGUAAAAAUAAAUCCUGCUUCACUUUAAGGUUGUGAAUGCAGAUGGGAUACGCAGUAUAGCGUGUGAAGGCUGAAGUGUAAUACUUUUGCAGUGAAAUUGCAGAGUAGAUGCUCUUUGGCAGGUAGCCAUCCACCCUCGCUGAGCCCCCUGCUGCCGAGCUUAUGCAGAGAUGAGAGUGUGGCCCAUCCCAGCAUGCAUCUGCCCACGCUCGCACAACCCCCUGCUCCCUCCCACCCAUCAGCCAUACACAGCUCCAAAACACAGAGUACACACAGUGCCAUAGAAACACCGCUCAGUGUUAAUUAGGCUUCCAGAGCGACAUGCCUCCGAGAAAAUAUAGAGCUCUGGUGAUGCACUCCAAGCAAACUUUCACUUACAACAGCAUCAAGUACAACCCUGUGUUUUUAUGAUUAGGAUACGUAAUGCAAUUAUCUAUCUAUCUAUCUAUCUAUCUAUCUAUCUAUCUAUCAAUAAAUUGUAUAUCCAUAUAAAUGUUAAG